Molecule: messenger RNA, 993 nt
Organism: Penicillium digitatum Pd1
Lineage: Eukaryota; Fungi; Ascomycota; Eurotiomycetes; Eurotiales; Aspergillaceae
Source: RefSeq, a predicted model, not a curated record
AUGGCCAAUGGUCAAACACGAUCACGAUGCUCACCACAAUCUGUCACAGUACAUCACUCGGGCCAGAGUAAAGAGCUCAAACACCAAGAGCGAAUAGGGGUUGCCAUCAGCUCUGACUCGGACUGGGAAGCUUCGCCUCGGACGCAAUCAUCACAGCACAGCGUAGCACAAUUACUCCCAGAUCCUACGGCUGGGCUAUACCCAAAGCCGCUAAGGUGGAGUCAUCGGCCACCUAGUGGAGAGACUCUCUUUGAAGAAGACGGAAGUCAACAAGCGACGGCGGCAGCAGCAGCAGCAGGAAUGAUGCACAAUAAUCUCCCAAGGCCAGAGAUUCCGAUGAAACUCGUAGGACUGCCAGCCAAUCCACGAGCAUUUAAAAAGGAAUCCCUAGCGGGCAACGUCAAACGAAGAUCCGGGGGCCCGACUGCCCUGGCACCCCCAUUCAAUCCCAACCCAGCCUUCAGAACCUCGCCAUCAGACAGCAGCGCUGCACCCGACGAAACUUCCGAAACCUUACAACCUUUCUGCCCCUUCUCAAACUCAGACAUCUUCCUCGCUGCUCCCGUCAACACUAUCCAGACCCACCGCCGGAACCGCAGCUCAUCACCAGGGCGACAGGCGCUUCAUCCACACCCCACCCCAUCAUCCUCAACCCUUCCCCCAGGCUCAGAGGUAGCAUCCAGGCCGCAGAUAGCAGGCGGAAACGAUAUCAAACGUGUACAGAUCCAGAACAAUUCACGACCGCCUAGCGAAGUCGUCGCGCCAUACUGCCCAGACGACUUGUGGCUGAAGCGUGGACGUGUCAUCGCGCCGCCAAAGUCCCAAGAACCGUCUGAAGAACUGCCGUAUCCUUCAGAUAUGUUUCCGGGUGCUGUGCAUUACCCUGAUAGUCCGAAGAAGAAGGUCGGCGCUUUGUCGAAUCGGGUUUCUCCGACUAGUCGGAAUUUGACGCCAGCGAGGAAGGGCGCUGAUCUAAUUCUCCAUGUUGAUUAG